Neltuma alba is the source of this 1511-nucleotide messenger RNA. RefSeq names its product probable S-adenosylmethionine-dependent methyltransferase At5g37990. Bases 193 to 1284 code for a protein of 363 amino acids. The transcript has 3 exons. The record is from RefSeq and is a predicted model, not a curated record. Lineage: Eukaryota; Viridiplantae; Streptophyta; Magnoliopsida; Fabales; Fabaceae. Gene Ontology annotation, molecular function: methyltransferase activity.
AUAUGUGUGUGUGUGUGUGUGUGUAUGCAUAUACUACCUUCCUGCAUCAACCAAAAAGCUCACGAACUCAUCAUUAUCCACUGAGGAAACUUGAUUUCUACCGAAUAAAGUGGUAAAUUCUCUUCUUUAAUUUCUUAUUCAUUGAGGAAACCAGCGUCGUCGAGAGAGAGAGAGAGAGAGAGAGAGAGAGAGAUGGAGAAUCUUUCUUUUGCUAUGAAUGGAGGAGAGGGUCCUCGCAGCUAUGCUCUAAACUCUUCAUUUCAGAGAAGCGCGUUCGAAGCUCAAAAGAGGUUGAUCGAUGAGGCAAUAUCCGAAAACUUGGAUCCCACCAUGACCUUCACCUCUUCUAGCUCUAAAGACCUCAUUACUAUUGCAGACUUAGGCUGCUCAACAGGUCCUAAUACUUUCAUAGCAAUGCAUAGCAUAACAGAAGCAAUAAAAAACCAUUACCGAAGACACAAGCUUCUUCCUGCUCAUCAAACCUUAGAAUUCCAAGUUUUCUUCAACGACCAAGUCUCAAAUGACUUCAACACACUCUUCAAGAACCUUCCUCCUAACCGAUCCUACUUUGCUUGUGGGGUUCCUGGUUCUUUCCGAGGACGUUUAUUCCCAAAUCAAUCCCUUCACUUUGUGCAUUCUGCUUCAACACUUCACUGGCUCUCUAGGGUUCCUAAGGACAUUGUGGAUAGAAGUUCCAGUGCUUGGAACAAAGGAAGGAUUCAUCACACGGAUGCCCCAAAGGAAGUUGGUGAGGCCUACGAAGCUCAGUUUAAAGAGGAUCUUGAGAACUUUUUGAAUGCUAGAGCAGAAGAAGUUGUGGGAAAUGGACUCAUGGCUCUUCAGAUACCUGCUGCACCAGAUGUUGUUGCUGAUGAUAAUAAGGAAAUAGAUCCUGGUAGAGUUUUUGAGCUUCUUGGAUCUUCUCUCAUAGACAUGGCUAGAGUGGGAAUUAUGACAGAAGAAAAGGUUGACUCAUUCAAUUUGCCAAUCUUUUACUCACCUGUUAAGGGCGUGAAGGCGAUUCUCGAGGAAAACAAGUAUUUCAGUGUUGAGAAAAUGGAACCUCUGAACCUUGAGACCUUCUAUGCGGCCCCAAAUGUGUACACAUUUGUUUCCCUUUAUAGGGUUGUGAUGGAAGAUCUGAUUAAGCAGCACUUUGGAGGCGCAAUAGUUGAUGAGCUUUUCGAUCGCUUUACUCAGAAGGUUGUAGAAUUCCCAGAUAUCAUGAACCUUAGGAAGCUUAAAAUAGUUAUGCUUUUUGUGCUUCUUAAACGCAAGUUGUGAGCUAUAAAUAUAUAUAUACAAGUUGUGAGCUAUAAAUAUAUAUAUAUAGUUUUGUGUUGAUGAAGUUGAAAAGGAUAAAGAAAAUAAAGGAUCGGACUUGCUGAGUUCAAGUAAGUUUUUCAAGAGUUGUUAAUGUAAUCAAAUUAUACAUUCAAUAAAAUUUGAUUAAUAGAUAUUGACAAGAGAAGAGCACGGUCUAAAGUAACAUUGAAGCUUCUCUGAUACAA